Molecule: messenger RNA, 943 nt
Organism: Phragmites australis (common reed)
Lineage: Eukaryota; Viridiplantae; Streptophyta; Magnoliopsida; Poales; Poaceae
Product: small ribosomal subunit protein eS7-like
Exons: 6
Coding region: 163-741 (192 amino acids)
Biological process (GO): rRNA processing; ribosomal small subunit biogenesis; translation
Cellular component (GO): small-subunit processome; 90S preribosome; cytosolic small ribosomal subunit
Molecular function (GO): structural constituent of ribosome
Source: RefSeq, a predicted model, not a curated record
GACGCCCGUCUCACAUUGCAUCGUUCCUCAUCGGCCCGCUCCUGAGGACUAGAACCAUAUAUAUAAGAGCGCCCUCGCGCCGCCACCAAACCCUAGCGCCGCACCUCCAGUUCGCUCCUCCCCUCGUCUCCUCGCAGUCAGGGCCCGGCGAAGGGAAGGAAGAUGUACACCGCGAGGAAGAAGAUCCAGAAGGAGAAGGGCCUCGAGCCCUCCGAGUUCGAGGACUCCGUCGCCCAGGCUUUCUUUGAUCUGGAGAACGGCAACCAGGAGCUCAAGAGCGAUCUGAAGGACCUGUACAUCAACAAUGCAGUCCAGAUGGAUGUUGCCGGGAAUAGGAAGGCUGUGGUGAUCCACGUACCCUACCGCCUGCGCAAGGCUUUCAGGAAGAUCCACGUCAGGCUCGUCAGGGAGCUGGAGAAGAAGUUCAGUGGCAAGGAUGUUGUAGUUAUUGCGACAAGAAGGAUCGUGAGGCCACCCAAGAAGGGUUCAGCUGUUCAGCGUCCUCGCACCAGGACUUUGACUGCUGUUCAUGAUGGAAUCUUGGAGGAUGUUGUCUACCCAGCUGAGAUUGUGGGGAAGCGUGUCAGAUACCGUUUGGAUGGUGCCAAGGUUAUCAAGAUCUUCUUGGACCCGAAGGAGAGGAACAACACCGAAUACAAGCUGGAGACCUUCACUGCCGUCUACCGCAGGCUCUGUGGAAAAGAUGUGGUCUUUGAGUACCCUGUGACUGAAAAUGCAUGAAGCCUUGGAUAUCUCCAUUUCAUUUCUUUGAAUCCGAAUGCUUUCAUAGAGGUGUCAACUAGUUUGCUCCGUAUGUACUUCAGAAAUCAUAGAUUUGAUGCCAAAAGUGUUGCGUAGGUAUUUGUUACUGGGUGGAAUUGUCUGUGGACUUGAACAAUGUUAAGUUUUGAGCAUUUAAAUUAUAGAACCUUUGUCCGGUUAA